Molecule: messenger RNA, 492 nt
Organism: Chenopodium quinoa (quinoa)
Lineage: Eukaryota; Viridiplantae; Streptophyta; Magnoliopsida; Caryophyllales; Amaranthaceae
Exons: 1
Coding region: 1-492 (163 amino acids)
Molecular function (GO): catalytic activity
Source: RefSeq, a predicted model, not a curated record
AUGGGAGGGGAUCAAGCUCUUAAGAUUUCUUCCAUUCUCGGUUAUUCUGGCCAUUCAAGAGUUGAUGCCAUGGGUUUUCGCGGUGGAAUUUGGGUGUACUGGCGGCCUGAGUUUGUCACUGUAAGCCCCAUCAUAAAACAUAAUCAACAUAUUACAAUGGAAAUAUCUAGAGUGGGCGCUACUCCUUGGUAUUUUUCGGCUAUUUAUGCGAGCCCUGAUCCAUUGAAAAGAAGGGAAUUGUGGGAGGAUCUUAAGAAGUUUGCGACUUCUCAUAACAAACCUUGGAUGUUGGCUGGUGACUUUAAUGAUACAAGGUUCCCUUCCGAAAGAAAUAGUUCCUGUUCCAAAACCACGAGAAGGUCUAAAAAAUUUAAUGCGUGGAUUGAGGAUAUGGACUUAUUAGAGGUUGAAUUCUCCGGAGCAGCUCAUACUUGGGCGCGUGGUUUAAAUCCUGAAACAAGGAGGAGUGGUCGGCUAGAUCGAGCACUAUGA